This is a messenger RNA of Cotesia glomerata, 906 nucleotides long. RefSeq names its product F-box only protein 7-like. Gene Ontology annotation, molecular function: protein kinase binding. The transcript has 3 exons. Lineage: Eukaryota; Metazoa; Arthropoda; Insecta; Hymenoptera; Braconidae. The coding region runs from base 164 to 859 and encodes 231 amino acids. The record is from RefSeq and is a predicted model, not a curated record. Gene Ontology annotation, biological process: positive regulation of autophagy of mitochondrion; autophagy of mitochondrion.
UGUUCCACCUAUUUUUGUUUUACCUCACGUGUUUGUUUUGUUAUUACAAUAACAAACAGUAACAAGAAAACAAGUAAGUUUAUUAUCAUUUAAUAAGCGAAGUAAUAAUAUUAACAUAGUAGAUGUAUUAUAUUAAGUGUAAUGUGUCAAGGAAUAUUUAAAAAUGGUAUACUUGGUAGAAGAGAGUACACUACUGAAACUGUCACCGAAUCUAAUAAAAAUAAUAGAAUUUUUAAGUGAAAAAAAAACAACUCACAAUGACUAUCUCAUUGCACUAGCGAUAACUGUAUUUAAGGAAGCGGAUUUUAUUGUCAAAAAUAAUGAAGACAGGGGCGACUAUUUACCAUUAGAAUUGGAUCCAAGACAAUGGAAAAUAAAUGGAGCAUACAGGAUUAAUCUUGAACAUCGUUCCAUACGAGAAUUAAAUUGUAAAUUUGACGCUAUUCCUGUGGGAGAUCUUAUCAUACUAAACUUAACCUCUAUUAAUAAUAAUAUCAAGACGAGAUGUACUGCUGUUGAAACGUUGGAAUUUGUCAAUUUGCAUUCCAGUGAUGUUAACAGCCGCUUUAUGAAUUUAAAGACUUUUUCACAUAGAAUAAAAAACAAUUUAACCACUCCAUUAAAAUGUGAUGUCUUGAAUCAUCUAGGAGUUGUAAAUCCAAGUCUUCCCGGUUUGCCUGAAGAGUUAAUUCUAAAAAUAUUAAGUAUGCUUUCUGAGGUGGACCAAAUAAACCUGCACAAGACUUGUCAAAAGUUCGAAAACUUGUUCAAAAGUUUGUACGAAAACAAGAGUGGUGUUAAAAAGUUUCGCGAGUAUGAAUCAUAUAUGAAGUUGUUGAGACUUGGUCGUCAUGACUAAAAAAUGAUCUGUUGACAUUUAUAAAAUAAUAAAAGUGAUAAACAUAU